CAUAUCUAGCGUCGAAUCAAAGCGGUAAAUUGGUUGUCAUUUGUAAAAAGUUUUAAAAAGUAAUCAAAGUAAAUUAGAUAUUAUGAAUAACAACAAUGCAGCGUUAGAGCUCGUUUGCGAGACAGCCAAUUCGCUGUUUCCCGAAUUGAAUAUGCGACCAAACGAGCUGUCGCAUCCAACAGAAGCAUUUCUAACGAAGGUGCUGAUCUGCUAUUUGCGUUCCUUUGGCUUUCGAUUGGAGCCACCAUAUAAUAUCGAGAGCGAGGUGAAGGAUACGUCCAGAGAGAAGCGCUUGUUCCUGAGCAAGCUGUGCCGGCAAGUGGAGCGCAUAAUACAAAUAUCAUUCCCUGGCAAAACUUUCACAUACAUAGAUAUAAUAGAGCCAACUGUUAAGAAGACAUCUAGCACCCUGGAUGUGCUCUUCAAUUACAGAUGUUUCUAUAAAAUGCAAAAAAAGGAGAUCCUUUGUCCCAUUGCCGAUCAGCUCAAGGAGCGGCAGGCUUUAAGCGCAGCCAUCGCUGCAAAACGCUCUGAAUUGGAACUUAAUAAACAGAAGGCAGAGCAAAUGAAAGUUGAUAUUGUUAAUUGCCAGACGAAUAUAGCCAAAUUGAGCGUGGAGUUGCCAAAAGUAAUGGCCGAACUGAAGGAGCAAUCAAAGAUCCUACAGCAAAAAGAAAUGGAGUUCGCUUUGCAGGAGGAACAGCUGACAGAACUCAACGGUCAGGUUAAAAAAUUCCAGCAGUUGUUGGUAAAGGAAACUGAGGUGGAGCUGGUCGAAAGCCAAACAGCGCAAAUACUUGCACGCAUUGAGAGUAGCAAACAGGAAAUGGAGAAGCAGGAAGAGCUAUAUAAAGAACGUCGCUUGGAAAUCGAAGCCAAUCAGCAGCUGAUCGAUGAAUUAGAGAAGGCGAUGAACAUAUUGCCACCGGAGCUGCUUAGCGAGUACAAAGACAAUCUCAAGCUCAAGGAGCGAAUGGAGAAAAAGCAUAUAUCAAUAGAAUCGAAAAAUCAAAAUCUCUCAACUGGAAAUGAUAAGCAAAAAGUGCAACUUCUAGACUGCGAAAAAAAGCUCAAAACACUUAAGCUACAAUUCGAAAAUGAUGCACAAGAGCCAAAGCAAAGGAUCACAGAACUGGACACAUUCAUCAAUCAACAAGAAAACCGCAUCGUAGAGCUGGAGCAGAGUAAAGGCCAGCUGCAGGAGCAAAUCGAGGGGGAGCAGCGCGAUGCGGAGCAAAUCAAAAUAAUAGUCUCUUCCUUAGUAGAUCACUGUGUGGUUUAGACUUAAUAUAUUUAUUUGUUAUUGCUAAAGUUUAAACUGUUUUUUUGUGGUUAGGGACGAACGAAGAAUCGAGAA
Molecule: messenger RNA, 1357 nt
Organism: Drosophila hydei
Lineage: Eukaryota; Metazoa; Arthropoda; Insecta; Diptera; Drosophilidae
Gene: Nuf2
Product: zinc finger protein 853
Exons: 3
Coding region: 83-1282 (399 amino acids)
Source: RefSeq, a predicted model, not a curated record